AAAGACGCUUGUCUCGUCUGCUUGAUUAUGCUUUGCUUUACACAAUAGUUAAACAAUUGAGGUAUUUUAUAUUGUAAUUCCUUAGUUGACAUGUAAUGUUCAUUGUUAAAUACCUACCUGUUUUGUUGUUCGAAACAAAACUUUAAUUCUUCUUGUUGAAUAAUGUCAAACAACAUGAACCCAGGAGGUAAUAUGCCCUCAAUUGGGUCUAUGAACCCUUCAAGUGCGAUCCAAUACGCGAAUAACCCACUUCAGAGUCCUCAGCUGCAGUCCAGCUCCAUCCAAAGCUCGCCAUCGCAACACAGUCCUAUGAGCAGCCAGUCGUCAAUUGGCGCCAAAGUCAACACAAGUGGUGAUCAAACUACCCAGCUUCUCAGCAGACCACGGCUGCAGGAGUUGGUGAGAGAAGUGGACCCCACCGUGCAACUCGACGAGGAAGUGGAGGAGAUGUUGCUGCAGCUGGCGGAUGACUUCAUUGACACGUCCCUAAAUGCUGCGUGUGCCCUCGCUAAACACAGACAUGCCCCAACAGUGGAAUUGAGGGAUGUGCAGUUGCAUUUAGAGAGACAAUGGAACAUGUGGAUUCCAGGGUUUGGCAACGACGAGCUCCGGCCGUACAAGCGAGCAGCCGUCACCGAGGCGCACAAACAGCGCAUGGCUCUCAUACGGAAAACUAUCAAGAAGUAUUAGGGAAUUUGACUCUUUCUUACUGGAAAAUUGAUUGGUUAAAAACAAAAGACGGAUGGGAUUACUUUAUAGUCCCUUACGUUAAAUCUAGGUAAUUUGAAAAUGAGACUAAUUAAAAGAAAAUAAUUUAGAAUAAGUAUGAUGAGCUGGUGUCAAUAACGGUCUGGAAAGUGUAAUACUGUCAAUGUGAAAGAUAUUAAAUAAAAGAUUUUUUAAGAAGA
This is a messenger RNA of Leguminivora glycinivorella, 908 nucleotides long. It is a transcript of the gene Taf12, whose product is annotated as transcription initiation factor TFIID subunit 12. Gene Ontology annotation, cellular component: SLIK (SAGA-like) complex; transcription factor TFIID complex; SAGA complex. The record is from RefSeq and is a predicted model, not a curated record. Lineage: Eukaryota; Metazoa; Arthropoda; Insecta; Lepidoptera; Tortricidae. The transcript is spliced from 3 exons. Gene Ontology annotation, molecular function: TBP-class protein binding; DNA binding; protein heterodimerization activity. The coding region runs from base 163 to 690 and encodes 175 amino acids. Gene Ontology annotation, biological process: DNA-templated transcription initiation; RNA polymerase II preinitiation complex assembly.